UUGUACAGAAGAAUGUGAGUGUGAGUACUGGCAUUUUUCUAGAAACGAUGAUGGCUUAUCUUUCAUAGUGAAUUCCAAGAUCAUGAUAUCAUUUUGAAGUAAACUACCUGAUAAAGCUGUGCAAAAGUAAUAUAGCACCUAACUUUUAUAAUUCUUUGGUACGUACAUGUAUUCUAAUUUGAAUUGUCUAACAACAACCGUAAUAAUACAGUAAUAAUUGUACUCCUUUUAGUAUUUCUUUUGUGUGACUCAAAAUGAUAUUUCACCAAUUUGCCAGCAGCAUCAGAAGUAAUUAGUUGUUCAUUUUUCAGAUGAAUUCUCACUUGCUUUACGUUGUUAUGACUACUUAGUAUUUUUACAAGAUCAUGAUUUUGUCAUGUCAUGUCAUGAUUUUGUUCGUGAUGUAUCAUUCUAUAAUGGAUCUUUAAUAGAGCUUAAAUGAAAAUAUUGUAAGCAACUAAGUAUGAAUUACUAUAUCAGGAAAAAGCUUCCCACCAAACAAAUGACAUUUGAAUAAAUGAAAACCGCUUGUGUUCUCCCUAGAAUGGUGUGACGUGCUUUGUUGAAAGACAGAGCAAUUUCAUGCUGAAGGCAAGCAAAAGCUAAGUUUGAGGACAAGCAAGGUUAUUCAUACAGAUUUUAGGCAAUUGCUUUUAUGCUUGAUCUUAUGCUUGAAGUUGAACCAAUGCUUACAAGCAGUUGCUACCUUUUAUGUAUACGGCCCAAUGUACAGUAUAAACUUCUUAGAAUCAAUAAAACAUGAACCCGUAACUAUACCAGUGUAGAUAAAUAUGCUUGGUCCCCAUUUACAGAGACAUUCAGAGAGGCAUCGGUCCAAUUCUGAUGUAAAGGCAUAAACUUAAAAACCGCAUUGCAGUAAUGAAUUUUCACCCAACUUUGAAUUACCCAGGUCUGGCCUAUGUGUAAAGUUAUGCGGGCUUAAAGUUGAUUGGUACACACUUCAUCAAAUUAGCUCUGAUAUAUGACCAUAACACACCCUAAUACACCUAUAAUAAUGCACACAAACACUCACUCGAAUUAGAUUUUGACCAACCUAUGCCCCGUUCAAAGUUGUUAAGGUGUGUCUGGUGGUAUAGACUAGCAGAGUAUGGCACAAUUCUACUUAUCUUCCCCUUUGUUUUCAAAGUACAAUUCAUCUUGGAAGAGAAAUGAAUAGCACCAAUUUCAUGAAAGGUGAUGCAAAGAAAAGAAAAAUUAUUUCUGACUAGUACUAAAAUCAGUUUUGUUCAUCGUCUCUUGAAAUGUUAUUUUACUUCCUUUCCAACCCUUCAUAUAUUCUAUAACACAAAUUUGCAUGGGUGGGACUAAAUAUACACAUCCCCGAGCGAAGCUCGGGGAUGUACCCCGCUUGCUCCAAAAAGCCGCUGAGCCCCCUACACAUUUGCCGACGACACGAAUAUCUAUUCUAUCAUAACCUUUAUCACCUUGGGAGUGUGUUCUGGGUGUUCGGUAUUACAUGAGCUUCAUGCAGCUCUAUUUAUUUUUAAAUAAAAAUGUUAAAAACUCACCUAAUCCUGCCUUUUUAUCAGUAAAGUCCUUCACACAGCGAACAAAGUUGUGUGCAGUCCUAUGGGGCUCGAUCUCAUGUAAUCGCUGUAUAUGAACCGGAAGGUAAUCGCAACUCUGUGAAGGUCAAGUCACGUGACGAGAUCGCCCGAGUAGCACGCGCGGAAGCAACUGCUGUAGCAGACGACGCGACGUCUAUACUGUGUGCAAUGUAAAUUUAUAGCGUAAUCGCCCAGAUUCAUUCAUGAUUCAGGCAGAAAUUAUUCAGCGUACGUAGAAACUGCCAUGGAAACGAGAAUGCUCAAAGAAGUUGUGGAUGAUGUGCUCGGAAGUACUUUUGUACUGAAACAAAAACAGGAGUCCAUGCUCAUAAGCGCUGCCAAAGGAAAUCACACCAUGGGGAUCCUUCCCACUGGAUACGGAAAAAGUUUGAUUUAUGCCCUCCACGCACCACUUUUGAACAAACUGAAUCCACAGAAAACACACAUAACCCUCGUAGUAAGUCCGCUUAAAAGUCUAAUGCUGGACCAGGUGCGCAGAUGGAAGAAUCUUGGCAUCAGAACUGCGGCCAUUCUUGGCCAUUCAGGUCAUGACAUGGACAGGGAGACUGAAAACGACCUGAUGAAUGGAGGGACAGACCUCGUUUUUACUUCCCCGGAGGCCAUCCUGUCCCCUAAGUGGUGGCAAUGGGUGCGGAAGUUUCAAAACAGGAUUUCGUUGCUGGUGCUAGAUGAGGUUCACUGCUUUACAAAAUGGGGUCUUACAUUCAGGGAGGAGUACCUCCGGACCACAUCUUUGACAUCCAGGCUGGCAUGCCCUAUAAUGCUUCUUACAGCCACGGCAACAAACAGAAUGGUCACAGAAAUACUUCAAAACCUGAAUCUCCGCAGGGAAGAAGUAGAAAUAUUCGCCGCUAUUCCCAACAGACCAAACAUUCAUCUAUCAGUGGUUCCGGUGAAGGACAAGUUUGAAGCCAUUGGAUGGUACUUGGAUGAAUUAAAGGAGAAGGGUGUCGAUGCUGCAAAAACCAUCAUUUAUGCACGACAAAUCGACCACGUUGCUGAACUCUACACAUGGCUCAACGAAAGCCUCGCCGAGUCCGCCCAUGCUCCAGGACCAGGGCAGUCUUGCAGUGUGGAAAGUAGACUGAUCGAAAUGUACCACGCAUCAACGGACUCAAAGAGUCAGGAACGAAUAUGUCGUAACUUUUCCACCGAAGGUUCUAAGCUGCGCUGCGUUGUAGCAACAAUAGCAUUCGGUUUGGGUGUCGACAUCGCCGACAUUGAUCAGGUUAUCCACUGGGGAUGCCCUAGUGAUGUCCUCUGCUAUUGGCAAGAAACAGGCCGAUGCGCGAGGGAUGGAAGACCCGGAAAAGCCAUUAUGUAUCUGCCACCCUUUUCAGUCAACAAGAGAUGGGUUGAUGAAGACAUGAGGGACCUUGUCCAAUCAUCCCGCUGCAUCCGGAAAUCGGUGUUGAACACGCUCUUCGUGCAUGGCAUGGAAAAGGACAAUGUACAGGUGAUGUCAUGCUGCUCAGUUUGCGACAGUGCUAAGUAAUACGGGACCCAUAGCAUGUAUCCAUUUCUAUGAGUCAGUGCACAAUUUAACACUGCGACGCUGUGCAUCCAUUCUCGUAGAAAGUGCUUUCAGCUUUUUACCAAGGUUCUUUGGAUUUCGCAACACCUCUUUAUGGUCGAACCCUUCAAAGCCUUUGUGUUGUCUGAAGGGCAAGUAUUCAAACAGUCCAAAUCCAUCGUUCUCAUCCACAAACAAUGCAACAUCUUGUUUGUAUACAUCCUCUGCUUUCUUCCUAGUUGGCGUCUUCAUGGAGACGAUCCCGGCAUCACUGAACAUGAUAUCCAGGUACCUACCAAAUGGUCCUGACAUCUUGGCACAUCUCUGCGCGUGUUUCUCAGUCACAUUUCCAUGAGCGAAGUCGAUCAUACCUGCAAAAAUUGAUACAGAAAAAAAAACAGUUAAAAUAUAAUUGUUGAGAAGAUCAAAUCAACCUUGAUUUAUAAUUGCAUAUCACGUCACCUACGCACAACGCAAAAUGCGUCAAACAUUGCAACUGACAUACCCUUGUAGUCCAUGUUAAUGUGCUCAGUACCAAGGUCCAUCCCUAUGUUUCCUCCGGGCUUGCCAGUGACAUUGAUGACUCUGUUCCAGAUCAAAUUGUUCCUGAUGUCAGAAGGAGCAAAUCCACCGAUACCUGAUGCCAUGAAAAAACAAUUUGCGAAAUCUAAAACCAACAUUUCACCAACAUGACCAAGGAAAUACUUUCUACUUUUCAAACCCCUCGUUCGAGGAUCAUUUCAUGAUGUUCAAAGGAUCGCAUGGGCACCAUCCCUUUAACGUUAACUAGCUAGGUCACUAUUAGUUUGAAUGCACAUGCCAUCAUUAUGACCGUUCAUCAGUAUACACUUUAUUAAUUGUGUGUUUGCCAGCGUCCUUCUUUCGGCAAAUGGCACAAAUCUCCUAUCUCUUAAACAAUGCUUAAUCUGUUUAUCCCCAAACUCACAAUAUGCACAUCCUGGAGGAUUCGUUGUCUAGUACACCUAAUCACAAAUGAAACGGACGUAUUCUAUGUGCAUUUCAAGUGGAAGUGGGUCUAAAAGAUGAUGUGAUGAUGUGGCACACAGAAUAUAUUUUUGGCACAUAAUAAUAAGUUUAUCGUGAGUGUCAUGAA
Messenger RNA from Strongylocentrotus purpuratus (purple sea urchin), 4216 nucleotides. RefSeq names its product probable Werner syndrome ATP-dependent helicase homolog 1. The coding region runs from base 1813 to 3084 and encodes 423 amino acids. Gene Ontology annotation, biological process: double-strand break repair via homologous recombination. The record is from RefSeq and is a predicted model, not a curated record. Gene Ontology annotation, molecular function: ATP binding; four-way junction helicase activity; nucleic acid binding. NCBI's taxonomy places the organism in Eukaryota, Metazoa, Echinodermata, Echinoidea, Camarodonta, Strongylocentrotidae. The transcript has 6 exons. Gene Ontology annotation, cellular component: nucleus; chromosome; cytoplasm.